Ruditapes philippinarum (Manila clam) is the source of this 851-nucleotide messenger RNA. Its product is annotated as sushi, nidogen and EGF-like domain-containing protein 1. Gene Ontology annotation, biological process: establishment or maintenance of epithelial cell apical/basal polarity; heterophilic cell-cell adhesion. Bases 319 to 828 code for a protein of 169 amino acids. Gene Ontology annotation, cellular component: protein-containing complex; plasma membrane. Gene Ontology annotation, molecular function: calcium ion binding. The record is from RefSeq and is a predicted model, not a curated record. The transcript has 4 exons. Lineage: Eukaryota; Metazoa; Mollusca; Bivalvia; Venerida; Veneridae.
GGUAUCAGGUUUCCUGAUGUUAGAAGUUCGGUAGAAAGAAACUAACAACUUGUACAUGGACAAAAAUGACAGCUUGCAAUAAUCAUGCCCCCUUUGGUCAGUACUAAUCUCCAGCCUAAUUGAAACAUUAGUUUUGAUUAUUCACGCAAAAUUAAAAUUCAUCAGGUGUAUUUUACCAUGUAUAAAUAUUAAUUCAUAGAUAAUCGCCUUUGUGGUGCCCUCGGUGUUUUUAUUUGUUUUGUUGUUGUGGUAGUUGUUGUUUUUAGGUAUCCAGAUGGAGAUACGAAUAUUCCAGCCGCCUUUGACACUGCAGCUCAAAUGUUUCAGAAUUCAAGUCCAGGUCGCAGAAAGUAUGUCACUGGGAUAUUUAUUCUUAUGACAGAUGGUAGUUCAAGUAAUAUACAUGAGAGUAUUGUUGCUGCACUAAGGCUUAAGAACAUGGGCAUAACCAUCUAUACAGCUGGUGUUGGGUCAGGUGUAAACGUUGAAGAAUUACAAGGUGCGGCAACAAAUCCAUCGUACUAUUUCAACACGAUCAGCUAUACUUCACUUCAAAGUCUAGAGGGACCGAUCACAAUGUCAGCAUGCGAAGAUCUUGACGGAUGCAUUUGUUAUAAUGGUGGAACAUGCGCAGCUAGAAUUAUUGGGUACAAGUGCGAGUGUCCUGCUAUAUACACAGGGUAUCACUGCGAGACACCAAUAUGUGACACGAUUCCGUGCAGAAACGAUGGUGUGUGUAUGGUAUCCGGCGGCAUCUGGUUCUGUCAUUGUCAACCAGGAUACACAGGUUUAAUAUGUGAAACCGGUAUGUUGUUUAGAAUACAAUAAGCAUUGGUUUUAAAUGAUCGACA